AUGGAAGUUCAAUCUUUAAACCUAAUUAUGAUAAUCAAACAGUUACUGGAUUCUUCUUGAAAAAUCUAAAUCAUCGUCGUCAUAGGUUCCUUUUCUUGAAGAUAAACUCAAAAUUGAUGAAUUUCAGAAAUUAAUUAGAAGAUUUCAUCAAUUGAAAAGCGAUGCUUAUGCAGAUUGCUGGACUUGGAGAUGACAUUUAAAUGAGUACCUUUGAUUGUUCAAAAGGCUUGUAUGCACAUAAGUUACAUAGAAUGUCAGGAUGUUUGAUUUAAGCAAAACGAUAGUGCAUGUAACACAAGAAGAUUUUUUUUUCCAGUAACUACGAGAGAAGAUAUUAAAAGAUGGAGAUGUGCGAAGGGAGGUCGAUUUACUUAGAGCAUACUUCAGAGAUAAGUCCUAAAGCUUGUGAUUUGGACUUGAAAAAAAGAGAACAGGCAGCGACACACCAACCAUUUCCAGGUCAAGCGGAAUUUCUUUGUCCUCAACCUCGUCGUGCUGUUAGGACUCCUUACACUGUUGAUAGCCUUGAAAUACUGUGCUGCACUCCUAGAGGUGAGUCCCCUACUCCCAAAAAAGAUCCCAGUCUUGACAUCUUAAGUUUAUUUUUUAGCAAGGUUAUAAGCACCUGGGGUGUUCAAAACGAAAUUGACGUAUACCCGGAAUGCAGAGUAUGGGAUGCAGGGUACUUUUCGAGGGAGCUUAAGGUGGAGAAGAACAAUGGACAUGUUUUGGAUAUUAAUGAGGUGCACCUUGUCUUGUCUCUGGAUUUUCUGGAUUGUUGUAAAUGUGUACAUGUUUGUACACCAGUGUAAAUUAAGAUUUUUUUUUAAAAUAAAAAUUAUAUAGUCA
This is a messenger RNA of Papaver somniferum (opium poppy), 849 nucleotides long. RefSeq lists its product as uncharacterized. Lineage: Eukaryota; Viridiplantae; Streptophyta; Magnoliopsida; Ranunculales; Papaveraceae. The coding region runs from base 342 to 812 and encodes 156 amino acids. The transcript has 7 exons. The record is from RefSeq and is a predicted model, not a curated record.